Messenger RNA from Vitrella brassicaformis, 1930 nucleotides. The record is from the annotation of a GenBank genome assembly. Lineage: Eukaryota; Vitrellaceae.
GGCCGAGCCGCCUGAAGUGGCCCCCACCACCCCCACCUGGGAGUUCGAAGGAGCCUGAGGUACUACAGUUCAGAGGGUGAGCGGCGCUUUGACGUCUCGUCCUCCUUGCUGCUUGUUUGCACUGGGUCUCUUUGAAAAUCUCAUUGCAGCGUUGCAGCGCUGAAGGGGCGCAAUGGCGUGUGAGGUGAGCAUGGCGUCUGCUGACGGGCAAGGAAUCGCACGCUCUCUCGCCAAACUUGAGGCCGAGAUGACACAGGGGCACAUUGACAGGAAGCUGCGCCGUCUGGUCAGUAAGCUAGGAGGGUGGUGCCGCCUGCUCUUCCCAUCAGUGCAGAUGUGUGCGCCAACAGGACAUGAACACGUAUCGCACCACCUACGCGGAUAUGACGCAUGGGGUGGGUAACCGAUCAAUGCCGCAGCGAGAGAGAGGACAGACAGGACCGCUGCACGGCUGCACAUCUGCCUGUUUGUUUGUCUGAUGUGCAUGUGGGCGCACCGUGCAGCUGGAGACGAGUAUCAAGAGCGACUACCCCAGCGGUUAUGGAGGUCAUGUGCCCAACCUGCGCCACCAAGUGCUGUUCCGCAACACCAAAUUCGAUGACGACCUGCUCACCAGGAGACACGAGUUCCGCGACGCCUUGCCGGACUUCACGGCCAACAAACUGGGGUUGGGGGAAGGGCCACGCACUCACAUGCAUUGCACACACUCAGACUUUUCUCCUUUUCACGCCCUGUCUGUCUGUCAGACUCCCGUACUACACCGCAAACCCCAGGGUGCCGACGGACGUCAACACGUUCGGGACCAAGAUGAAGGAGAAUCCGCUGAUAAGUCCCCCCUGGUGCAUCCAGGCACUGCCCCAGCUGCAGAAGCCGCCCACCUUCAGGAACGCACAAGAGGUGUGCCAGCAGCAAAGGGGGAUGCACACAGACAGAUCAGGUGUUGGUUGCUUUUUUUUCCAUUGAUGCCUGCGUCAGCUGGCGCGUAACCUUCGUGAGAGGCAGCAUGAGAAGGCUGAGAAGGAGAAGACACAGACGACGCUCAAGGCCACCAAGGCAAGUACUGGGGAGGGGCCCAAGGAGGGCGAGCAGAUCGUGGCGCCGCGCGAUACAGCUGAAAUCAAACCCUCAGAGGAGACAGAACAUGUGCUCAAGGUAUUUUCCGACGACAGCACACCGGCCACUUGAUAUCCAUUGCAGUGUACACGCCCAUGUCUCCCUCCCUUCAAUCUCUGCAGGAGGCUGUUGCAGGUGGUGGCGAAGCCAAGGCAGCUGAGGCGGCAGACAAGGCGCCAGAGGAGCAGAAGGAAGCGCCACCUGCUGAGCAACAGAAGGAAGCACCCAAAGAGGAAGAGGUCGUUGUUGGAGAAGACGCUCAGGACCAGCUCAUCGUCUCACAGCGACCAGGUACACGCCUUCUGUGAGUGCGUCUUCUUGCGGACGUGUCUGCUUUCAUACAUUUUGUUACAUACGUACGUACGAACAUGUCUGUGCAUUACAAACAGCGAUGCCUGUUGGCAGUGGAGCUUACUACAGGGAGCCUGUGAGAGGACCGUCUGAGACACGUCUGCACAAGGUGCUGACUACUUAUGAGGCUGCCCACCUCAUCAACAACCCAAAGGCAUCGCAAAAACCCGUACGUGCAGCCUGCACCGCACCCUAGUUUCCUAAACCCACAAAGAGGCAGGCAAUGGAGAGAAGGAUGGAUGGAUGGGUUUCUGUGGUGUGAAUGGAUGUAUGUGUGUGUGUGUACAGGUGGCGCCCAGGGUUGAUCACCACAAGACGCACUUCGAAUAAAUGACCGAGCUGUGUGCACUGGAUGGGAUGAUUGAAUCAGUGAGCAGUGACGUCUGUCUGCACAUACAAACAGGACCAUCGCAGAUGGACCAUCCAUUGAUCGAUCAACACUGUGUGUAAGGCUUUAAUUGCAAUG